This is a messenger RNA of Ctenopharyngodon idella (grass carp), 2646 nucleotides long. It is a transcript of the gene synpo2lb, whose product is annotated as synaptopodin 2-like b. The record is from RefSeq and is a predicted model, not a curated record. Bases 208 to 2463 code for a protein of 751 amino acids. Gene Ontology annotation, molecular function: actin binding. Gene Ontology annotation, biological process: positive regulation of actin filament bundle assembly. NCBI's taxonomy places the organism in Eukaryota, Metazoa, Chordata, Actinopteri, Cypriniformes, Xenocyprididae. The transcript has 4 exons. Gene Ontology annotation, cellular component: actin cytoskeleton; nucleus; Z disc.
UUCUUGCUUCCUCACGCCCCCUUUUGCUCUCCCCACACUUCAUUUGCACAUGGUCAUGGGGUGUGUAUCUGCGCUCACCUCCCAGGACUGACAGAAGCUCUGCAGGCAGUCUGGGCCACGGAGGAGGACUGAACAUCCAGGGAUGGGACGAGACUUUUGAUAGAAACCAAGAAACAUUAAAAGAAACACAGGAACAACGUAAGAAAAAUGGUUGCAGAGGAAGUAGUGGUGAACCUCUCAGGAGGUGCACCGUGGGGUUUCCGAUUACAAGGAGGAGCUGAGCACCAGAAACCCCUCCAAGUGGCAAAGGUGAGGAAGCGCAGUAAGGCCUGCAGGGCUGGGCUCAGAGAGACUGAUGAGCUGGUGUCAAUCAAUGAUGUGUCCUGUGGAACACUAUCUCAUGCUGAGGCUAUGAAUCUGAUUGAUAGUGGCAGAGGAACACUCCAUCUGCGAAUCAGAAGGGCCCCAGCUGCAUAUCAGUCAGUGGUGCUUCUGGGUCGGGCCCCGUCUCCCCGUAUUGAUAAAGAGUACCGCGCAGCCUUGAGAGCCUUGUCCCCUCCACUUACCUCUAAACCGCCUGGUGUUCACAGAGCAUCGCUCAUGUCUCCCACCGGCGGCCUCGAGUGGCUUACGUCCCCUCCAGAUAGUGAAGCUUACUACGGGGAGACAGACAGCGACGCAGAUGUGGCAGCACAAGAGAAGCAGCGCAGGCAGAGACGACGAAGUCCCAGUAGCUCUCCUGCCAAGAGCCCUGGCCAAGCCUCACCCCAAGAGGAGGAGACUUCGGAAAUGAGUGGCUAUGAGAGCGCACAGGACAUCUGCAUGUACCCUCAAACACAGAGCUGGCCUGUAUCUGAUCUUGAGAGAACAGGGACUCAGCAACAGCACAUAAUGCCUGGGGUGGCACGCAGAGAAGUGGUCUACCAGCCCGCGCAGGCUGAAUGGUCGCACCAGGCUGAAAAUUCCUCUGAGAAUUCAAGUCCAUCAGGAGCUGCUGAAGUGGACAGUGGCUUCCAGGAGCCCCCCACUGUCCCACCUCCACUUGUUUCUCCAGAGCGGGCGAAAGAGGCUCUCAUGCUUGCAUCUCACAGACAGAUGGUACCCAUGGUCGGUCCUGUGGACAACCCAGUGGAUGAAGAACUCACUGUCACGUACAUGGACAAGGCCAAGCAAGCUAAGCUACACAGAGGUGAGAGUUUACAAGAUAAGCAGGUGAAGGAGGCCCGAUCCAAGUGCCGCACCAUUGCUUCACUCUUGACAGAUGCUCCUAACCCUCACUCUAAAGGUGUGCUUAUGUUUAAAAAGCGACGGCAGCGCGCCAAAAAGUAUACUCUCACAUGCUUCGGCAGUGUAGACGGAGAAAGCUACAGUAACACAGAGGGAGAAACUGAAGACGAAAGCCUGUUUCCUGGGAGCGAAUCUGAGCUUGAUGAGGAUGGUUUUUCUGCUGCACCAGACCCUACUUGGGAUAGCGGUUACUUGGACGUUCUAGACAAGAGAACUUCAGCGUGUAUUGUGCCUGACAGCGAUGCAGAGAUUAGCCCCGGCUUAAACGCCACUUCAGGAAAAGGAGCCCAGCUUUUUGAACAACAGAGGAAAAGAGCAGAAAAACAUAUGUCAAACCUGGUUACACCCACUGCCUUCUCCAUGCCACAGCAUCAAGGAGAAUCAACCCUAACAUAUACCCCAGUUACUCCAGUCACACCCCUAACCUCUCAUAGUACUAGUAUGAUGAACGGGGAACCUUUGGUGGUGAGCCGGACAAGUGUUGUGUUGUCCUCUCCAGUCCAGAUGCCCAUGCCAUCCAUGGCAGGAGUAUUACCAGAGCAAGCAGACUCAUCGACUGCCAACUCAGUGCACAACAGAACUGCCAGGCCAUUUGCCCCUGGCUGUGUGAGCCACCGAGCAGCAACUGCUCCAGUAGUCUUCAGGCCCAGCCCUGCCAAAAAGGUUGGAUCACAGGCUCAAGCUGUGUCUGUGGCAACUAUGCCAGCUCCCUUCUCUCCUGCUGCCUCGGAGGGGAAGAAAGCCAUCUCUACAACAUCACUGUAUAUCCCUGCCAGACCAGCCACCUACAAUGGGCCUUCCUCUGUGCUCUCUCCAUCCUCAAUCAUUUCAGGUCCAUUUUCUCCUCCCCCUUCAAACGCUCCACUCUACUCCCUCAACUUAUUCCAGCACAUCUGCCCCUUUUUCUCCAACAUCUUCUCAUGUAACAUCUUUGAGUUCACCUUCUGGUAUAGCUCAGCCUUACUCUUCACCCCAAACACAGGCAAUGCAGCUCAGUCCUCCAUACCACAAGGUUUCUGCUCAGUAUCAGCCACCUCCACCGGUUCAGGUGCCAGCACAGCCUUUCUCUCCCCCGUUCACAAAUGCCCACAAUGCCCCUGCCCCAGCCCCUGCCCACACCUAUGCUCCUGCAACACCAAAUGUGCAAUCUUCACCAGCCCACAAAGUUUCCUUUAACCCAUACAUCUCUGUGGCAGCCACUACUCCGGAAAUACCAAAUGCACCAGUUGCCCAGCAGUAUACUCUUUCCAACUCCACUGAUGGGAUGACUUCUCGAGAGCAGCGGGUCUCAGUCCCUGUCGGCCGCACUGGCAUCCUGCAGGAGGCUCGUCGUCGUGGCACCAAGAAACCAAUGUUCAA